CUUCCUUUAAGGACGGAAGCCGGAAUAGGACCUCGCAGGUCCAUAUAUGGUUCUACUUGUCUGUCACUCUCCGACAAAAAUGUGUUCAGCAGCAAAGCUUUAGUGGUCUUCUUCUGCUACAGGCAAGCGAAGGUCUCCACUGAUGUUGGCUGGAUGUAGAAAUCUCUCCUGGACAUUUUUAAGACGUUGGACCAGGAAGUGCUCUGCUGUUUCAUCUGUUUUAACUUCUCACCAUCACAACUUUGUGACGAUCAGGCCGACCUCGGCUCCUCUGCAUCCAUCAGUUUAUUUAUCUCGCCGCCCCUUUCAUUCCCACCACACUGGCCCGAUGGAGUUAAAGGAAGUUCUGCAGGUGCUGGAUCAUCUCGCUCCUUUGUCACUUGCCGAGUCAUGGGAUAACGUUGGCUUGCUGGUCGAGCCAAGCAAACCUCGGCCUGUCAAGACCAUCCUGCUGACCAACGACCUCAGAGAUGCUGUCAUGGAGGAGGCGCUGGCUCUGAGCUGCGACCUCAUUGUUUCAUAUCAUCCGCCGUUGUUUCGGCCAAUUAAGCGCCUGGUCCAGAAAGACUGGAAGCAGAGACUGGCUGUCCAGGCUGUGGAGGCCGGUAUAGCCGUCUUCUCCCCUCACACCUCGUGGGACAGCGUUAAAGGAGGAGUCAACGACUGGCUGGUCGGGGGAGUGGGGUGUGGGCAGGUCUCCGUGCUGAGUCAGGCCCUCGGUUGCGCCCCCCAAAGUCACAAACUUGAAUUCAUGGUCAGGAGCGCAGAGGAACUGAACACUGUUAUGGAGGCAUUGAAGGCCUGUGAUGAUGCAACAACACUACAACAUUCAGUCAGCAGCUCCAGUGGUUUCCAUGUCGCCGUGACCUGCAGUGAGUCAGCGCUGACCCCAAGUGUCCAGACCCUGUUACGACACAGCACUCCCAGCCAGUCUCUGAGCAUCCUGAAGUUAGAGAAGCCCCCUCUCCCGGGCCAUGGCCAAGGCCGGAUAAGUGUUUUGGCCCAGCCAGUAACUGUGGCAGAAGCCAUCGAGAAAAUGAAGUCCCACUUGGGUUUGAGUCACCUCCGUUUGGCUCUGGGAUGGGGACAGACACUGGAGUCGUCUGUAAGCACCGUGGCUGUUUGUGCCGGCUCUGGGGCCUCGGUGCUGAACGGAGUUAAGGCGGACCUCUACAUCACAGGUGAGAUGUCCCACCAUGAAGUUUUGGAUGCUGCGGCGAAGGGAACCAGCGUCAUCCUCAGUGACCACAGCAACAGUGAGCGAGGUUUCCUGGCGGUGUUCAGGGAGAGGCUCGCCGUGCGUCUUCCUGGCAGCGUAACAGUGAUGGUGUCCAAGGCCGACAGAGACCCCCUGGAGGUCGUCUGACCAGCCUCUGAUUUGCACUCUUACGAUUCGAUAUAAUUAACGAAUCCAGAUGGAACGUGUGAGGCAGGUUUUUUAUGUAAAGCCAUCUACUGAUUGUAAAGCUGUGCCUCUAUGUAUAAUUAAAACCGGUACAUGUUGUACUUCUUAUCAUUAUUUCUGGCAAAGUCCUAAUAAAAAUGGGCUCUUGUUGAUCAUAA
Molecule: messenger RNA, 1563 nt
Organism: Mugil cephalus (flathead mullet)
Lineage: Eukaryota; Metazoa; Chordata; Actinopteri; Mugiliformes; Mugilidae
Gene: nif3l1
Product: NIF3 NGG1 interacting factor 3-like 1 (S. cerevisiae)
Exons: 7
Coding region: 143-1366 (407 amino acids)
Cellular component (GO): mitochondrion; cytoplasm
Source: RefSeq, a predicted model, not a curated record